Messenger RNA from Amoebophrya sp. A120, 10205 nucleotides. The record is from the annotation of a GenBank genome assembly. NCBI's taxonomy places the organism in Eukaryota, Dinophyceae, Syndiniales, Amoebophryaceae.
UUUACAUCAUUUUAGAACAAAUAAAAGAUUAUUUGGCUUCUAGAUUUGCAUGCGUCUGUUGUCUAGCAACCACCUUGAUCUACUUUAUUUUUGUCCCCCUGCUAGUGGAGCGGAGGCGGACCACGGGUUUUGAAACGAAACGCGAAACAGACAUCCUACCCUGUCUGAAGUGUUUUUAGAAAGUUGUGAAACUACAUUAAGGCCCUUCGCUUACACUGCAAUCCUUUUCCGGGUCGCAAUUUGAGAAUAAUCUGGAGUAGCGAAAUGGCCACUUCCGAGGAGGCGAGAACGAUCUGGGAAAACCGGCAGUCGGACUGUCGGGCCCUUCUGGAGUCCGUCUUGAAGGGCACCAGGAAGGUGCUCCGCGGCACGAUACUGGCCCACUGGAAGGAGCAAGACUUGCUCCACUCCUUUGAGAACGUGCACAAUUACUUGGAGGGGAACAGCCAGGCGAUGGAAGACUUUUUGGCGCAGAACAAAAACGCAAAGCGGAUCUACACGAGGUUGGCCCCGCUUGUGAAGGAAGAGGUGGAAAAGGAAAAAGGUAAUAAACAAGCUGGGAGUGCUGCGGGUGGUUCGUCCUCUUCCUCGUCCUCUUGUGCGAAUAACAGUAAGAAUGCGCCGCCUGCCGCAGCCGCCUCUUCGGCCGCCGGGGGGCAGACGCAGAAACAAAAAGAGAAGGAUAAACAAGACAAAGAACUUCCGGCAGCGAACAAAGGGGCUAAAUCUUCGAGGAAUCAGAAAAAGAAGCUUCUCGCGGUGGAUGAGGCCUCGUCAAGUGAGGAUGCGAUGCCCCACCACUCAGGAGUGGAAGACUCCGACGAAUACAGCGAACAAUAUGGAAGUGUCAGAAUCGAAAUUGACAAAAUCGAAAAAUUUGUGACGCAUAAAAUCGAUGUCAGUUGGAGCCUCAGUUUCUACGUGGCGCAUGACAAAUUUCGGGAGAACCCAAAUCCAAUCCGUCAUACUGUUUGGGCAAAGAAGACUGCUCUUGUUAUGCUACCCUGGCAGCACAUUGUAUACCCCGAAGCAGGCUCACAAUCGGUCUCAUUUACCUGGUCCCCAAGGCAGGCCUUCAGUGCCCUACAUGUUUUGCAUCACAAACCUUUCGACUUCGUCGAUUUCGAUCCUGACACACUCAGAAACAAAGUCCACACCAUGUGAGUGUGAGUCUGGAAGCUCAGGGUCGAACAGCAGUCUCCUAUUUUUCCGAUUUUGGGGUGGAUGAAGAAGGUCGUGCGGAUAUCCAAGUGAAAGAUCCCUCCUCCCCAUAUUGAAACGGAAACUUCUGUUGCUGGAUUUGUGUACACAAAGACAAAUCAGCUUUGCAGUGAGGCACUACAGGCAAAGCCUCAGCCUGCGUAGGGGUGUUUUGUUGUAGGCGCUUAGCAUAGAAGAGAUCUGCCAUGUUGGUGAAACAGCAUUACAAACCGCCCUCACAAGGCGGCGGAUUCUUUCCAUUUGCCGUCUUGCAAGACAGGCGUGAUUUGUGGUCACAAAUCAGCAUGAGAAAUUAUCGGAGACAUACCUUUGCAAUAUGGGGAGGGGAGAUUUUUCCUCUCAAUAGCGGAAGCAGGGAGAACCCCGGCCAUCGGCGGGCAGGAGGAGGAGCCUAGUUCCGACCACCCGAUGGAGGUGGAUGCGGAGGGAGGUUCUGUGUCCCAGGAACACGACCUCCAGGGAGCCGAUCAUGGUACUUGCUUACUACUUUUGAUGGUCCCUGAUGUCCUCGACCAACGUUUGUCGUCUGAUGUUGUGUCCUGCCAUUUUCAUCAUCUUUUCUUCGGCGCUUGAUGUUCCGACCACUUGCAGUUAAGGGUGAAAUGAGAAAAAACUAGAGUGACAUUUUGUAGAAGCACUUGUAGCCUACAUCAUGAUUUAUUGGAAGUUGCCCUUCAAUGUAUUCAGAUGCAGCUGUUGCGGUGAAUGAAAGCGACAACGAGGAUGAUGUUUCACAGGAGGAAAACGAUAGCGAUAUCGAUAAGGAACCCAGCGCCGACCACGUUGAGGAGGAACAGUCAGAAGAAAAAUCACGAGAGGACCACAACGAGGAUCAUUUUGAUGAACCGUCCAAGGAAGCACGGAAUCGUGACGCUGCGGCACAACUCGAAGCUGGAAAUUUUUCCGAAGAUCAUGCGAUGUCGGAAGGUUCGGAAGUAGAACACGACGAUGUUGUCAGCGAAAACGACGAUGGAGGUCGAGGUGAAGGGAAAGCAAAGAAUGCUCCUGACAAGAGUGAACUACAAGGAGACGACGACGACUACGAAAUAAUGAAAUUCUAUGAAGAGAAUGCGGAAAUUAUUGCAGAAUGGGGUAGCAGCGAGAGGAUGCAGAGCCUUGUGUUUGACAGCGAGAGGAUGCGAGAGCCGUUCUUGCCGGGGCUUUUCGAAAACGACGAAGAAGCUCUCUCUGAAGAAGAUGAUAUCGUUAUUGAGGGCGAGAAAACGAAAAGCGAAGGGCAAAAUAACAGCAACGAGGAAAUUUCCGAUCAGGACCUCGACGAAAAGAGUCAGAACGAAGAAGAGGCGCUGGCGGGGGAAGACCGUCAUCUUGAGAAAGGAAAAGUGGAACAGGAACAAAAGCUCCCCAUUGCCGGGAAAGAGGACUGCGACAUGAAGUGGGCUAUUUUGGAGCAGGAGAAAUACGAUGACGAGGUACUUGCCGCAAAAAUCCAGGACGACAGCGACAUUGAAGUAGAAGGGGAGGACGGACAGGAACAUGAUGAAAGCGCUCGUGCGCAGGAGAAUGAAGAUUCGGACAACGAUGAUGUUGUUGAUGGUUCGUCUGAAGAAGGUGAAGAGGGGGCAGAGCAAAUUCCCGCUCUCAAUGUAGUUGGCGGUGCCCUGGACCAAAAAAUCGAGUAUGACGAGGAAUUAAACAUGCACAUGCAGCUCGCUAUCGAGAGAGAUCUGAAGUGCACGCAGGGAAUGUACUACUCCGGCGAUCCCGAGGUAUCCCGGGGAAAGAACAAACUGCUACUUAUCUUGGUCUCAUUUAUUGCCGAGCCAGACGGAACAGCGUCAUGUUUUGUUGGCAUGUUGCAGAAGGACUAUUUGUGUACAGAAUCAUGAUAAUUUCCGCAGUUAUUGUAUGCAAGACGUGCAGGAGCAUAUGAAAGUCUGAUUCGUCAACAUGGUAAUUAGAUGUGCAGCAAGACGUAGCAGAAGCCGCAAAUCGCAGCUCCUGUCUGUCUGUGCGUCGGCAAUAGGUCGAGAUGACAUUCGAGUUUUUUCCACUCCAUAACUCGACCCACUCGGGUUCUUUGCAGGACUUAAGGGGCUCACCAUUGGGGAUGAUGAGGUGCCGCCUGAGUUGUUAGAGCAGGACGACAGCGAGGACGUGAAUCCUGGGGACCGCGACCGCCUUCUGCCCCCGCAAUCGCCGGUCGACCCGGAUGUGGGCCGGCGCCUGCUGGCGGUGGCGAGGAGCGACCGGGUUCGGGGGAAGCACGGCACAACCUUUGGAGGAAAGGUGAAGUCCCCGAUCCCGAAAAAGCCAUCGAAACCUCCGAAAAAGGAAACGCUGUUGCCACCAGAAGAUGACUCUUCAGAGGACGAGAUCGAAAAGUCAGACGCAGAAGAAGAAGGGGCUGCGUCCGAGGAAGUCAAGGCAUUAGUCGGAGAAGUAGAUCAUGGAGGUCAAGAGGAAAUAAAAGAGUCGGACAAGACAAAUAAGACUGCGCUGCAGGUGGGAGGGUCGGAAGAACCAAACGGUGCGACGAGGCAAGAGGAGCAGGAGGAAGUACAAGAGCCAUCAGACGACCUCCUACAAGAGGAAAAGUCAACAUCCGUUUUUGAUACUCUGGGCCUGCGCAAGAACCGUGAGAACUUGGACGGUUUGAAGCGUCGGCGUGAAGUAGAGCAGAGUCCGGAGGCCGGGAACGAACAAGCUCAGAGAGUGGAAAAGCAGCUUGGCAGUGAUGUAGAAGGGAAUGACGAGGAAGAGGAGGCUAAAAAUGUGCUGGGACAAGAUGAAAACAACAAUGAAUUAAAAAGAGUCAAAAUCGAUGCUAGUGAAGCGAACAACAAGUCAGACGGCGAUGUAAGCGGUGGCGAAAAUAAUUCAGAUGUUGUUGAGGAGAGCCUUGUGCGGCCAGUCCAAGAAGUUCUGGGGGACGAGUGUGAAGAAGAAGAUGACGGCGGCGCUGCGCCAAAGGCGAAAGCCAAGGCAAAAGCAAAAGCGAGUGCGAAGGCUAAGGCAAAGCCGAAAGGAAAGGGCAAGGGUGAAAUAACUUCUAUGCCGAGCAUGAAGGAGAAGCCGAAAGCUCGUCCGCUGCCCUUUCAGUUCGGCAAAAUGGAAGAUAAACUCGCGACCCAUGUGAAUGCAAAGCUAGCCAAAAUCGAGGCAGAAAAGCGGGAAGAAAAUCCGCUAGCCAUUGACGCAACGCUUCUCGACAAGAGUGCGAAAGUAGAGGAAGGUGUGAAGCGUGUCACGCAGAAACGUCGCGGGCUGCAGUCAGACGAAGCUGGUGUUCAUCCGCACCAGAAGAGGCCGAAGAAGCGCCUCAAGAUGAAAUCCGCCGCAGAUGGUGCAGCUGUGGGCAAGAAACUCGGCCCCCGCACUCAGAAAGCAACAAAAACCAACGCUGCGAACAUCGCAAGUGUUCCUCGCAUUCUGAACCCCUUCAGCAAUCCGAAGGCAACGCCGGAGUAUUUGCGCGAAAAGCGGUGGCGGCCGGACGACUCGUGGAAGUUUUUCCAGAAGCCGCUGAGAAACUGUCUCUGGCAGUCCCUGUUCGAGGCCCAUGAGGUGCACCCCGACUGCAUCACCCAGUCGCAGCUGCGCUGCAUGGGGCACAUCGAAAGCCGCGUUUACGCCGACUACAUUCUCUUCCUGCGCGACUUCGAGCGGUUCGUGUUUCGGAUGCGGGAGAACGAAAAGGCGUGGAAGUGGUUUAAGUUUCUGCAGGAGGACCCGAAAUACCGGCUGAAGGAGUGGCCGUCGAUAUUUAUCAUGAAGCAGCUCUACUGCCGGAACCCGGACCUCUGCGGCGAUUUUCACUACGAAGACCAGAAAAUGGUGGACUACUUGGAAUGGGUAGAGAACUUCUUCGAAAAGGAGGAGAAAAAAGCGAGAGCGAAAAUCUCGAACGCAGCCGAGUUAGCCGAGAAGCUGAAGGCCAACGAGUUGCAGCGAGACAAACUCUUCGCAAUGCUGCGCACCUGCUGGAUGUUCAUGACGCAGCCGUCCUUCAUCACCAACAUCAAACCACCCGGGACCUACUUCAACGACUACGGGUGCCCCUAUUGCCAGGAAAACAAGCAAUACUGCUGCAAGUGGCCGACUUGGUGGGAGUUUUGCCAGUAUUGGGUGGAAGGGGAAGAUGAAUCCAAGGUACUACUUAUGUAUGAAGAACACGUCGAUCUUCAUUCUUUUGUCAAGGUGGAUGUCAUAACAAGCGUAGUAGCAUGAAUCGUUGGAAACGGAAAGAUACCUACAUUUGUGGACAAGCAUUAGACUGCGUCAGGAUUUUUCUGCUUAGUGAUGCAGCAGCCCAAUUCCGAAUGAAGAUGACUUCGAUGACUGAAAAACUCCGUUUUUCUAUACAGGUGAAACGGAUUUGCACUACCUGUGCGGAGCUGACACAGCCGACGAUGCCGGUGAUCACUCUGGACGAAAUCCCGCUCGGCCUGCGGGAGUUUGUAAAGGCCGACACGGGGCCGUAUUUCGAAAUCGAGGCCGCGGCCACGAUUCGAAGGGAGAAGGAGGAGCAAGAACGCAAGUUGAAAGAGGAGCUGGAGCUGCAGAAACAAAAGGAAGAGCAGAAACGGUUGGAGGAGGAGGAGAACCUCCGCAAGCAAAAUGAAGCCAACAAGGCCUUGCACCAGAUUGGGGGAACUACCGACACGACCAAGCGGAAGGCGGCGACCGUGAAGCCGUUGGUCAGCACAACAGCCGAUGAUAGUACUUCUAAGGAAAAUAUUAACCUGAACGAUUUCACCACUGGCACCCAGCACACGAUUGACUUCGGUGCCUAUUGGGAGACGCACUACGCAACAUUGGACACCCUGGAGCAGUUGCGACCCGUGGCGGAAAAAUUGCAGAAGUGCCGCCAGUUGCUGGCGACAGACAUGGAAAGACUGGAAUUGACGAAUUACAAACAGACCGUGGAAGCGCGGAUCAAAAACUGGGUGUACAACCAGAAAAAACCGACGACCUGGGUCGCCGAACCGGAGCAAGUAAGGCUCGCCUCGAGCUUGGCCGCGCAUGCGUGUUUCCCGAACUUGAUAUCGCCGGGGCAAAUAGGAGGUACUGGUGUUCUUGCGCAGCAGCACGUUCCCGUGAUGAUGUUGCAGCACCACCCACUCGAGGUCGCAGACCCGAACAAGCACAUCCAGGCACAGGAGCUGCUGACGAAGUGGCGCGAUGAGUCCAAGCUGACGGAGCAGGAGGUGCUGCCGAUUCGCGGGCAGACACCUGAAAUCAUCGAAGAUAUGGUGUGGCGCGAGUACCGCUUUAUAAAUGGGGAGAAGGUAAUAUUAACGUUUGGAUAGUUUCAGCCUAGAAGACGAGUAAGUAGAAGUUUAGCGUCUCCUUCUUUUUUGAGUUGGGUUUGGACGGAACCAUGUGCGGCGAAAAAGCAGAAAAGGUGUCGCAAAGUCUCCUGUUCUGCGAGUGCCUUUAGCUGCUAGCUUUCGCAUCCUUUUUGAGUUGGGUUUGGACGGAACCAUGGGCGGCGAAAAAGCAGAAAGGGCGUCGCAAAGUCUUCUGCUCUGCGAGUGCCUUUAGCUGCUAGCUUUCGCAUCCUUUUUGAGUUGGGUUUGGACGGAACCAUGGGCGGCGAAAAAGCAGAAAGGGCGUCGCAAAGUCUUCUGUUCUGCGAGUGCCUUUAGCUGCUAGCUUUCGCAUCCUUUUUGAGUUGGGUUUGGACGGAACCAUGGGCGGCGAAAAAGCAGAAAGGGCGUCGCAAAGUCUUCUGCUCUGCGAGUGCCUUUAGCUGCUAGCUUUCGCAUCCUUUUUGAGUUGGGUUUGGACGGAACCAUGGGCGGCGAAAAAGCAGAAAGGGCGUCGCAAAGUCUUCUGCUCUGCGAGUGCCUUUAGCUGCUAGCUUUCGCAUCCUUUUUGAGUUGGGUUUGGACGGAACCAUGGGCGGCGAAAAAGCAGAAAGGGCGUCGCAAAGUCUUCUGUUCUGCGAGUGCCUUUAGCUGCUAGCUUUCGCAUCCUUUUUGAGUUGGGUUUGGACGGAACCAUGGGCGGCGAAAAAGCAGAAAGGGCGUCGCAAAGUCUUCUGCUCUGCGAGUGCCUUUAGCUGCUAGCUUUCGCAUCCUUUUUGAGUUGGGUUUGGACGGAACCAUGGGCGGCGAAAAAGCAGAAAGGGCGUCGCAAAGUCUUCUGCUCUGCGAGUGCCUUUAGCUGCUAGCUUUCGCAUCCUUUUUGAGUUGGGUUUGGACGGAACCAUGGGCGGCGAAAAAGCAGAAAGGGCGUCGCAAAGUCUUCUGUUCUGCGAGUGCCUUUAGCUGCUAGCUUUCGCAUCCUUUUUGAGUUGGGUUUGGACGGAACCAUGGGCGGCGAAAAAGCAGAAAGGGCGUCGCAAAGUCUUCUGCUCUGCGAGUGCCUUUAGCUGCUAGCUUUCGCAUCCUUUUUGAGUUGGGUUUGGACGGAACCAUGGGCGGCGAAAAAGCAGAAAGGGCGUCGCAAAGUCUUCUGCUCUGCGAGUGCCUUUAGCUGCUAGCUUUCGCAUCCUUUUUGAGUUGGGUUUGAACGGAACCAUGGGCGGCGAAAAAGCAGAAAGGGCGUCGCAAAGUCUUCUGCUCCGCGAGUGCCUUUAGCUGCUAGCCUUCGCAUCCUUUUUGAAUUGGGUUUGGACGGAACCAUGUGCGGCGAAAAAGCAGAAAAGGCGUCGCAAAGUCCCCUGUUGUGCGACUGCCCUUAGCUGCUGGCUUUCGCAUCUUUUUUGAGUUGGGUUUGGACGGAAGCAUGUGCGGCGAAAAAGCAGGCGUCGCAAUAAAGUCUCCUGCUCUGCGACUGCUUUUGUGUUGUGGCUUUGAGAUGACUAGCUAAGAAAAAUCCCGUCAAACUACACAGCGCUGGGUACCGCUCGGCACGGACCGGAAUGGCAAGGGAAGGAUCCAGAAUCCCCUGGGCUGGAUCAAAACUACGCUCCGCGACGUUUGUCAGCGUCGGUACGGCAUGGAUUACGUGGUAAAGUUUGAGCCUCCGCCGGGAUAUCAUAGCAAAGCAUCCGCCCCCGUCGCGGCACCCGGAGCUACGGCGAUACCGCAACAGCAAUUUUUCUACGCCGCUCCUCCAAAUCCACCUGGGCUUACGAAUGAAAGCAUCUUUGGAGGAGCUUCAACUGCAAAUCUGCUCAAUCCGACCGUCGCGAAUAACCUUUCCUCUGGGCCGGGAACGGGUAACAGCUUCUACGCGCAGGCCGAAAUCGAGAAGAUGACUCAAACCGGAAGCGCGCAACAGCCCGGGGCGGGGAGCAGUAGCAGCAGUAGCUCUGUGCUGUCUGGUGCAACCUCGUUCGUACAAAGACCGCUGAAUCCACCAACCUCUUCUCUUUUGGGAGGUUCGUUAAAUCCGAAUGUGAACAAUCUAAUGGGUGCGCAGGCUGGCUCGACAGGUAAUAUGCUCAACACGACCACCGGAGGCGGGACUGCGGUGUCGAGUUCUACUUUUGCGAGCAAUCUGACUUCACAACCGCUGCAAUUCGUUCAGCACCGUCGACAGGAAAGUCAAGCGCGGGGAGGUGCAGCAGGGCCGAAGAAAAGUUCGUUCGACCAGGAGACGAAUCGAACGGCUCGUAUGAACAAAGGAGGCAUUUUGAACCCACAACUCCCGGGGGUCGCUCCACUCGGUGGAACUGUGCAGGGCUUGGGGAUGGGGAUGAGUGCGGGUAAAGGUCUUUGGCACAGGCUAGUAUGCUGUAUGUCUGUCUCUGUGCAGCUCGUAUUGCAGCGCCAUCUUUUGAUGUUGUAUGCGUGUGCUGUAAAUUUAAAUCUUUCGCCAGUGCAGCAAAUAAUUCAAGGUCGGAAACAUCACGUGCUAAAAAAUUGAACAAAAACCAGGCUCCUCCAGCAGUAGGCUGGCGGACGGCGCGGACGAGGAAAAAAUCCGUGUGAUCGAAGCGUUCCGGGAGAAGAACAUGCUCGACGAGGACGAGGUGGCACCGCUGUACGAGGUGGACGUGUCUAUAGCUCGUUGGCUGGACAGGGAUCACUAUCCUGUGUAAAAACGUCCGCACCCCAUAGUCAAGACGGGAGAUCUGCUAGACAAAUCCACAAGCUUUGGCUGGUGCGCAUGACAAGUUUGGCAUCGUAGUGCAAUCCUGUUCAGCUAGUUCAGCAGCGUCACAGCUCUACGAUAUCAUGCUGAUUGAGGCAUGACAAAAUCCGAAACACGACUAGAAAAUGCUUCUCAUGGGGUUCCGCAUGAGAAAUAUCUUCAACAUGCAGACUUGCGUUGCAAGUAUGGGGCGGGAACGUUUUUACAGAGGAUAAUCACCGGGGGUACGUGCCGCGGCGGUGCGGGGGCGCGGUGGGCAACCCGGCGCACUUGAUCCGGAGCCACAUCGAAAAGGAGUUACGUCUGCGCGCGGCGAAGGGCUGGAACAGCAAAGAUCAAGACGCGGGAAAGGGGGGAAAGGGGAUCAUCAACAAAGGUGGAUAUAAUAAUCAACAGAGCGGAAAGCCGCCGCCACCGGGCGGUGUCGGCGGUGGCGGGGGAAAGUAUCACAAGGGCGGUGCUGGAAUCAACACGAGGAGAUACUGAUUUUGAUCCGCUCGUCCUGUGAAAAACAUUUUAGGACAGAACCGACCAAUCUCUUGUUUUGCCUACGACAGAUGAAGUCUUGGCUGUCAAGAGCGUGAAAUCUCAACCACUGCUCAACAAGAAAAGCUCAAGCAAGCGAUUUGGCGUUGCAGUGAUAUGUGGUCGACGAGCGCCUGUCUGGUGGUCCAGACAAGGUGAUGCAUUCCAUAGCAGAACAAGGCCAUCCUUGUCGUGAGCUGCUUAAGUACUUUGUUUGGGAGUGGUUACUAGCAAGUAAGUACACGACAACUUACUGAUUUUUUAUCACGAGUUGGUUCGUAUUUUCAGAAACCGCUGUAAAAAAGACUACUCAAAAGUACACAAUUCGCUGAUUUUUUAUCACGAGUUGGUUCGUACUUACAGAAACCGCUUGAAAAGAAACAUUAUUACCUCACUCGUCUUUCCCGAAUAAGUUAGCGGCAGGCGGUUUGCAGACUGCUGCUGUGGUA